CGUGGGUUCUCGCGUACAUUAUAGUGAAUGGGGUCGUUGAAAAAUAUGACAUGAAAUCGAGGUAAGUGAUCUCAGAGUUUCUACUUAACAUAUUGACUUGAAAUCUUGCAUACAUAUUCAAUAUACAUAGUAUGACAAGGUGUGAAAGUUUCAGCUAGCACAUUCCUGUUAUAGGGAAGAUAUUUGAACAACAUUUCGUAAACGUCAACAUAUAUGUAUCAAAUGGAUUCAACUAUGUAUCAUUUGGAUUCAGAAUGGUAACAAAUGGAUGCUAUAAUAAAUUAUGCUUUUAUCAUGAUGAUUUAUUUACAGAUGGACAACUGGCCAGAUUUUCUUUGUAUCCAUUGUUCGGAUAAACAUUCCUUAUUCAGUGAAGUAAUUAGCCACACCAUUACAAUACACCCUCAUGAAGAAUUGAAAAUUGAUAGAUUUUAUAUGGACCCGUCAACUGGAAAAUGCCAUUACAGAAGGAAAAACUAUGGUUUCAUCCCUAAUACUGUUAAUUUGAAAAACGGGUCCAUAACAUGUAAUGAUGACAAUGAAGAUGUUGAAACUAGGUACGCCGAUCAAGUGAAUUCAGAGCCCAAGAACCAUCAACCCACUGAAAUACCCACAGAUCAAGUUUCAGAGCCAUUAACAUUCCUUGAAAGUGACAAUGAGCAGCCAACAGAUGGACCAUCUGUAAAUCUUGGUGAUUUUGUCAGCUCAGCUGAAAGAGCCUACAGAUUCCUUGAAACAAAUGACCCAAAUUCAAGAAUUAUAUCAUCUAUUUACAUUUUUUUUGAAAUCGUGGUAAGUGAAAUCUUUCCAAUUACCAAUAUAGGAUUAUUAUUGUUUUUGGACACUGUGGACUAUUACACCGCUCUAUGUGCCAAACAAGUGAGAUACAGAAAGGAAACUAAAUACUUUUGGUUCAUGGGCUUUCGUCUGUUUCAUGGGAAGUUUCUGAGGUAAGACUUCAUUCAUUUUUACUUUUAAUUCUUAUGAUAAUAAAAUAUAACUAGACUUUGGAAAUUGAACAAGUUCAAUUUCAGACUCCAGAUCUAGACUUUUUUAAGCCCAGUCAUCCAGAAUAAGCCGAGUCAUCCAGAAUAAGCCGAGUCAUCCAGAAUAAACUGAGUCAUCCAGAAAAAGAUGGAUGGAUGGAUGGAUGAAAUAGGAAGGAGGGAUAGGAUAGAAUAGGAAGGAACGAUAGGAUAGAAUAGGAAAGGAUGAGAUAGAAUAGAAUAGCAAGGAAUGAUAGAAUAGGAAGGAAAGGAAAGGAUAGGAAGGAUAGAUAAGAAAGAUAGGAUAGGAUAACAUGGGAUAGGAUAGGAAGGAUAGGAUAGAAUAAGAAGGAACGAUAGGAUAGAGGAGGAAAGAAGGAUAGGAUAGAAUAGGAAGGAUAGGAUAGGAAGGAAAAGAUAUGAAGGAAAGAUAGGUAGAAGGAAGGAUAAGAUAGGAAGGAUGGGUGGAAGGAUGGAUGGAUUUUUCAACAUUUUCUUCACUUCUCUUGACUUUCUAUCAGGAUACCAUAAGAUCGAUUUUUCUCGAAAUUUCAAAACGCCAUAACAUAAGUCGGAUCGAAAUUUGGUUUGCAGAUUCAGAUCCCUUAGAAAAUUCUAUCCUUAAUUCAUAACUCAUACGUUAAAUUUAGAGAAGUUUUUAUUUUGACCUACUUUUCAGACACCAUA
Owenia fusiformis is the source of this 1673-nucleotide messenger RNA. Lineage: Eukaryota; Metazoa; Annelida; Polychaeta; Sabellida; Oweniidae. The record is from the annotation of a GenBank genome assembly.